UGCGAGGGGCUUUGAAGGCGGAGGUGGUGGAGGUGUGGGGGGGAUAAUUUUUUUUUUUUUUUUGGGGGGGGGCUCUGCCCACCUGCCGGCACCCCUGCCCCAGGGCCAGCUGCUCGAGUCAGGCUCCCGGUUGCCUUUAAGGGCGUUUUUGGGGGAGGCGAGGGGAGCGGAGCGGGGCCGGACUUGGAGCGCGCCGUGCAGCUGGGGAGAGGGAAGAGGAGAAGAAAGAGGGAGAAGAAGCGAGAGAAGGGAGAGGAGCGGUGGAAAAAGUCGACCGGGACCCCAUUCCUCCCCAGGGCCGGGGCCGGCGCCCCGGGCUCCCCAGCCCCCGGCCGCCCCGGGGGUGCGGAGGGGAGCGGGGAGCCGGCGGGACCUCCCCGCGCCCCUCCAUCGCCGGGGUCCCGCUUCUGGGGAGCGAAACCCUUCGGCUCUCCCCCUCCUUCCCUCCCCUCCCUCCUCCCUCCCUCCUUCCUUCCUUCCUUCUCCAGGCUUGGCCCGGGGAGGGAGGGGGGCUCUGCCUACAGUCUGCCUUCACUCCUGCCCGCCCGGGCGACGCCGGGCUCCCGCCUGCCCCCCGCGGCCCCUCCGGCCGCCCCCCGCGCCCCCGGGCCAGGUGAGGCUGCGGUGCCGUCCCUCUCGGAUGUAGGCAGGCGAGACCCCGGAUGGAUUUCGGGAGCGUCAUGAACCAGGCUGUGACCCCCUGCUCCCCAACUGGCAACUAUGAGCUGGAAUCCACAAAAUCCCCCAGGAGUGGGCAGUCACGCUGCAAAACAUCCAGAAGCAUGAGCCUGACUGCAGCCAUGGAGAGCAGCUGUGAGCUGGACCUGGUGUACAUCACGGAGCGCAUCAUCGCUGUCUCCUACCCCAGCACAGCCGAGGAGCAGAGUUACUCCAGCAACCUCCGUGAAGUGGCCCACAUGCUCAAGUCCAAGCAUGGGAACAACUAUGUGCUUUUCAACCUCUCUGAGCGGAGACGUGAUGUCAACAAACUUCACCCCAAGGUGCUGGAUUUUGGAUGGCCUGACAUGCACACCCCUGCGCUGGAGAAGAUCUGCAGCAUUUGCAAAGCCAUGGACACGUGGCUCAACGCAGCAGCGCACAACGUGGUGGUGCUGCACAACAAGGGGAACCGUGGCCGGCUGGGGGUGGUAGUGGCUGCCUACAUGCACUACAGCAACAUCUCAGCCAGUGCUGACCAGGCUCUGGACAGGUUUGCCAUGAAGCGCUUCUAUGAGGACAAGGUGGUGCCUGUGGGACAGCCAUCCCAGAAGAGGUACAUCCAUUACUUCAGUGGGCUCCUCUCUGGCAGCAUCAAGAUGAACAACAAGCCCCUCUUCCUCCACCACGUCAUCAUGCACGGCAUCCCCAACUUUGAGUCAAAAGGCGGUUGUCGGCCCUUCCUGAAAAUCUACCAGGCCAUGCAGCCCGUCUACACCUCGGGGAUCUACAAUGUGCAAGGAGACAGCCAGACGGGCAUCUGCAUCACCAUUGAGCCUGGCUUGCUGCUCAAGGGCGAUAUCUUGCUGAAGUGCUACCACAAGAAGUUUCGCAGCCCUACCCGUGAUGUGAUUUUCCGUGUGCAGUUCCACACGUGUGCCGUGCAUGAUCUUGACGUCGUCUUUGGCAAGGAGGACCUGGAUGAGGCCUUCAGAGAUGACCGCUUCCCUGAGUAUGGGAAGGUGGAGUUUGUGUUCUCCUACGGCCCCGAGAAGAUCCAAGGCAUGGAGCACCUGGAGAACGGGCCCAGUGUUUCAGUGGAUUACAACACGUCCGACCCACUCAUCCGGUGGGACUCCUACGAGAACUUCAACAUCCAGCGUGAGGAGAGCGCAGAGGGGGCCUGGGCUGAGCCACCCCUGCCCAGCAAGCACCUGGAGAAAGAGGUUGGGCACACACAAGGGCCCCUGGAUGGGAGCCUCUACGCUAAAGUGAAGAAGAAAGACUCCCUCCACGGCAGCACCGGUGCCGUCAACGCUGCCCGACUCCCGCUUUCGGCAGCACCCAACCACGUCGAGCACACACUCUCAGUGAGCAGCGACUCGGGCAACUCCACCGCCUCCACCAAGACCGACCGGACCGAUGAGCCGGGGGUGACCGGGGCACCCAGUGGCCAGGCGGUGCUGAGUCCUGAGGAGAAGCAGGAGCUGGAUCGUCUCCUUGUUGGAUUUGGCUUGGAGAGCGCGCCGCCCAUGCACAACCACGUGCCCGGCCCCGUGCCGGCACGCUUGCCCACCAUGCCGGGCCGCCACGUGGUGCCGGCUCAGGUGCACGUCAAUGGGAACGCCGCGGCACUGGUGGCUGAGCGGGAGACGGAUAUCUUGGAUGACGAGCUGCCCAACCAAGAUGGGCACAGUGUGGGCAGCCUGGGCACGCUCUCCUCCUUGGAUGGCACCACCACUGCCAGUGAGACCGGCUACCAGGAGGCACCUCAGGUGGGCAGCUUGUCCUCCCUGCCCAAUGGCCCCUCGAGCUGCAAUGGGGCUGAGAAGCUGCUGAAGGAGGGGCUGUACGAUGGCGAGCCGCUCUCCAACGGUGGCUACCCCUACAACAACCAGAACACCCUGAUGGGCCACCACCUCCGUGACACGCUGCCUUCCUUGCGGCCCUCGGCAUCCACUCAGGAGCACCUGGCUGGCUACCCACAGCACCUACCAGGCUCCCACGCCCCAGGGUGGCUCCAGCCUCAGCCACUGCCCAGCUCCCAGCCCUACCUGUACGCCUACGACCACCCCGGAACCUACCGCUCCCGGUCCUUCCCGGCAGUGGACACUGCCAAGUACGACGCGAACCCGGCGCUGCCCCAGGCCCCGGCUCGCAGUACCAGCAGCCGGGAGGCUGUGCAGAGGGGCCUGAAUUCCUGGCAACAGCAAGGAGGAAGCCGGCCACCUUCCCGGCUGCAAGAAGGUGGCAUGGAGAGCCACAGCCCCAGCAUCUCUAGCUGCAGCCCUCAGCCCAGCCCGCUGCAGACGGUGCCCCCACACAGCCACAGCAUGCCUGAAUUCCCCCGGGCGCCCUCUCGCCGGGAGAUUGAGCAGUCCAUUGAAGCACUGGAUGUCCUCAUGCUGGACCUCGCACCUGCCGUCCACAAGUCGCAGAGUGUGCCUGCCACCUCCCGUCAGGACAAGCCAGCCGGACCCCUGCCCUCCUCCCUCUCGACCCAGCCCAUUGCUGGUCUCUAUGCCCGGCCAACUCCACAGGUGGCCCAGCCGAGGUCCAUCGGCACGUCCUUGAGCCCCGUGGUCUCUGAGCCCGGGGGCAAAGCCUAUUCUCCUGGAGAGCUGGACUACGGGAUGCAUGAUUAUCGGGAAACCUAUUCACCCUACAGCUACCAGCUGGCACCGCUGCCAGAGCCCAGGAGCUACAGCCAUGCCCCGGCCGGAGCACAGAUGGGCACUGCCCCACUCACCACCUCAUGCUACAGCCCCGUGGGGUCUCAGCAGCAACUCACCUCCUCCCCACCUUCCCCCACCGUCCCAGCACAAAACCAGAUGCCCCUGAAGGGACCGGAGAGCUAUGAAGACCUGUCGAGGUCGGCAGAAGAGCCCUUGAAUCUGGAGGGCCUGGUGGCCCACAGGGUGGCAGGGGUGCAGUCCCGGGAGAAGCCUCUGGAGGAGAGCGCUGUUCCCGCCCGCAAGCGGACUCCCAGCGACAGCCACUAUGAGAAGAGCUCGCCAGAGCCCAGCUCGCCCCGCAGCCCCACCGUGCUCUCACCUGAGGUGGUCAGCACCAUCGCAGCCAACCCUGGAGGGAGGCCCAAAGAGCCUCACCUCCACAGCUACAAGGAAGCCUUCGAGGAGAUGGAGGGUGCCUCGCCCACCAGCCCACCCUCCAGCGGCGGUGAGAUUUCUCCCCCCACCCCAGCCUUCCCUGUGUCACCACAAACCCCUUACUCCAACACCUUGCGUUCUCCCCCUGGCCUGGCCAAGACCCCGCUCUCAGCACUGGGGCUGAAACCCCACAACCCGGCUGAGAUCCUGCUGCAUCCAGUGGGAGAGCCCAGGAGCUAUGUUGAGUCAGUGGCACGCACAGCCACGACGGGCAGAGGAGGGACACUGCCCGCUGCCCAGCCCGCUGCCCAGCCCGCUGCCCAGCCUGGAGGCCCAGAGGUGCCCACCAGGAAUGGCACUUUCUCCAACUCCUUCAUCGCCCCCAGCCCUGUCUCCACCAGCAGCCCUAUUCACAGCAUGGAUGGGGCCUCCCUCCGCAGCUACCCAUCAGAAGGCAGCCCCCAUGGCACGGUUACGCCUCCCCAUGCCUCGGCUGAGCCCUUGUACCGGUCGCCUGUUGCCUCACAGAUGCCCUCUGCUCACAGCAGCUACCAAAACUCGUCUCCAUCUUCAUUUGCAAUGGUCCAAGGAGGGGUCCCGAGCUUGGCAUACAGCAGCCCUGACUACCCUGAUGGCCGAACUGGCCUCCAGCCAGAACCCCAAGCUCGGCCACAGCCACAGGUCAAUGUGGUGGGGGUCCACACCCUGCCAGGGAGCCCCCGCAGCCUGCACCGGACAGUGGCUACGAAUACACCACCCAGCCCUGGCUUCGGGCGAAGAGCCAUCAACCCCAGCAUGAGCAGCGGUCCUGGCAGCCCCAGCCUGGGCAGGCAUGCUGUAGUGGCCCAUGGCAACCUGGUGGCCCCACCAGGGAGCCCCAGCCUGUCCAGGCACCAAGCAGUGGCAGCCACAUCCCCUGGCAGCCCCCUGUAUGGCUACUCCAGCCCAGAGGAAAGGCACCUGACACUGUCUCGGCAGAGCAGCUCCUCUGGCUACCAGCCUCCCUCCACGCCGUCCUUCCCCGUCUCCCCGGCGUACUACCCCGGCACGAGCACGCCGCACUCCUCCUCCCCGGACUCGGCUGCCUACCGCCAGGGCAGCCCCACCUCGCAGCCUGCUCUGCCUGAGAAGCGGCGCAUGUCAGCUGGGGACCGCUCCAACAGCCUCCCCAACUAUGCCACUGUCAACGGCAAGGUGUCCUCACCCCUCUCCAGUGGCAUGUCCAGCCCCAGCGGUGGGAGCGCCGUCACCUUCUCCCACACUCUGCCGGACUUCUCCAAGUUCUCCAUGCCAGACAUCAGUCCCGAGACUCGUGCCAAUGUCAAGUUUGUGCAGGAUACUUCCAAGUACUGGUACAAACCAGACAUCUCCAGGGAGCAGGCCAUUGCCCUGCUGAAGGACAGGGAGCCGGGGGCUUUCAUCAUCCGAGACAGCCACUCCUUCCGGGGAGCCUAUGGCCUCGCCAUGAAAGUUGCUUCUCCGCCUCCCACGGUCAUGCAGCAGAACAAGAAAGGAGACUUGACCAACGAGCUGGUGAGGCACUUCCUCAUUGAGACUAGCUCACGAGGUGUGAAACUAAAAGGAUGUCCCAACGAGCCUAAUUUUGGCUGUCUCUCAGCACUGGUGUACCAGCACUCCAUCACGCCCUUGGCCCUGCCCUGCAAGCUGGUCAUUCCUGACCGAGAUCCCAUGGAGGAAAAGAAAGACUCUGCGUCAGCCACCAACUCAGCUACGGACCUCCUCAAACAGGGUGCAGCCUGCAACGUCCUCUUCAUCAACUCAGUGGAGAUGGAGUCUCUGACGGGCCCCCAGGCCAUCUCGAAGGCUGUUGCUGAGACACUGGUGGCUGACCCCACGCCCACAGCUACCAUUGUUCACUUCAAAGUCUCUGCACAAGGCAUCACCUUAACGGACAACCAGAGGAAAUUGUUCUUCCGAAGACACUACCCCCUCAAUACUGUCACCUUCUGUGACUUGGACCCCCAGGAACGAAAGUGGACUAAAACUGAUGGCAGCGGCCCAGCCAAGCUCUUCGGCUUUGUGGCCAGGAAGCAAGGGAGCACCACAGACAACAUCUGCCACCUCUUUGCUGAGCUGGACCCAGACCAGCCAGCUGCAGCCAUCGUCAACUUUGUCUCCAGAGUCAUGCUUGGCUCCGGCCAGAAGAGAUGAGCUGGCACUUGCGGGUGAUUCUUGAAUUUUGGAGAAGGACUUGGAGCUGAUCCGAGAAGGAGUGUGAGGAAGUGCAUUGUGGGAGAGGGAAGUGAAUUGGGGGGGGGAAGGGUUGGAAUUUUGGAGGAAAACAGCAAACAACAAAAAAACACCAAAAAAACCCCUAAAAACUCAACACGAGCCAAACACACACGUAGAGGAGCCAAAGCCACGCACCUACGGAGGAGAGCCACAAAGUCACGCCAGACGGGAUGCAUGUCCCAUUGCAGGGAAGGUGACCAAAGCAAAGGCGGCAGUGAGGGGUGUGUUUCCAGCAUCCAUGGCCUCAAGUGGUGACAUCCAUUUGGGACUAAAUGUGGGACCAUGACUGGUGUUUUCCAUCUGGAAAAAAAAGAGGCAACUGGCAAAACCCAUGGAAGAAGCUUCAUCCCAGCAGCUCCAUCUGCUGUGUAUUUGAACUGACCUGUAGGAGAUAAUGGCAUGCACUGGGUCUAUGGGACACCAGAGGAGAUGCUUUCAGAAACCUUCCCUUGUCCAGCUGCAGAGGAGGGUCCUCACUGGUCCCUGUGCAUCCCCUAAAACCUGCUCAUGACCUUGCUGAGGACAUGUGGAAAUUGGUCCUGAACCUUCCACUCCCUGGGGAGCUUGGCCAUGGGCUGACCUUUGCUGACCCAGAGGCCAGCACCAGUCACAGGUGAGAUGCUGUGAGUCCACCCAGAGAGGGGGGUCAAGCUGUUUCUCCACUUCCCCAGGGGUUCUUGUUCCCCCCAGCCUGUGAGGAGGUGUGGGGGUUCCUGCCACCCAGCACCUGGGAAAGGUGGAUACUCCCCAAGAACCUGGAGGAUGCAGAAAGUCGCCUCCUCUCCCAUCUUCCCCUUUUCCCUCCCAUCACUAGUCCUCUUUGACAGUUUUCUCCUGCGGCCUGUCACAUUCUCUUAACACAAAAAAAGCAAAACAGAAAGGAAAGGAAUAGUUGUAAUAAUAAUAAUGAUUAUAAUAAUAGCGGAUGCUGGCACAGGUGGGUUCCCUGUGCAAAGCAGCAGACCCGUGGCUACCCCUAUCUAGCUCUUCGGAGACACACAAGCGGUUUUUAAAUUGCAUGGACAUUCAAGUUGCACGAAAGGCAAAUGACUACAAGUAACUCAGGCGCUUUUUUUCUCCUUUUGUUUUGGAGGCCACGUUAAAAAAACAAAGAAAAACAAGGAAGAAAAUUAAAAAAAAAAAAAGUAAGGGGCCUGCAGUGGCUGGGCAGCUUUGGCUCAGUGGGGAGGUAACAGGUCCUCUGAGAGCCACCCUGGUUGAUGCAUGUGUACCCCCUAAACCAUCUGGUUCGAGGCUUAUGCCCCUGAAAUGCACCAUAGUUUUGCAGUGAUUUCAGUGCUGUUGGCUUUUCCCUUAGCUUUGGUAGGUGAGGAGGGCAAGUUGGGUGGAGAGAGGGGCAGAGGGCCUCUGUGCCACUGCAGGGGGAGAGAUCAUGGUGGGGGUGCAGCAGGUGGAGGUCCCGGCCCUAUGGUGCUGGGGAGGGGGCAGAGGAUGUUUUGGUCACAUGUACAGGUUUAGGGCAGGAGGAAUGGUCCAGCUGGAGUUGCGGGGUCACUGAUGAGCCCUCUGCUGCAAAUAUUCCCCCUGAGAGCUUUUUUGGACAAAGUUUUCAGUGCAAAGUGGCCCAGAUAGUCUUUUGGAGACAAAAAUUAGACACACAGCACUGCAGUCCCUUGGAGAGCUUGUCUCCCAUGGACCACCCUUGCCUUGAUAGCUAUAAUAUAUAUACAAGCUAUACUGACAAAAUACUGUAAGCUAAUGAAAUGUUAAGGAGGAAAAAAAAGGUUAAAUUUACGCUCCAAAAAUAUUUAUUUUCGCCAUAUCGCUUUCUGCGCAUCAUAUCUCCCCCACUAUAUCCCCCCCUUCCCCUGCCCUGGGGAAACACCUGCAUGUUAAAAGAAAAUCCAGAGCAAGGCAAAAUACAGAUGGGGGAAGAGGCGGGGGCCCCUGUGUGGGGUGGCUGCGUGUGAGCGGUGCGUGUGUGCAGGGUGUGUGUGUGUGUGUGUGUGUGUGUGUGUGCGGGGGAGCGAGCGGCGUGCGCGGCCGCACAGGGCUGCCAGGGCCACGGGCUCUGCUGAUGUACUGAGGUGUGAAAGGAGGGGUAGCGAGGAGUUGGUUGUGAGAUGGUGGUGGGACAGGAGGUUCUGGGAGGGCUUUCCCCUCCCUGGCUCCCUGGCCGCACGGAUGCAGAGAUCUUUUAAUUUUUGACAUUUCCAAAAAGUGAUUCCCUCCUUCUGCGAAAUUCAAGCGAGACAAGAGAUGAUCUCACCCGUAAUCUCCUCACCCUGCCAUUCACCCAUCAGAGAAAACACUGUGUUUAUAGAUAUAUAAAGAUAUAUUUUUGAAAGCCUCUAUUUUUCAGACUUGGUUUUCUCACUGCUAAGAAGAGAGAUUAUAAUAAUGUAAUUUUAUUUUAAUCUGCUGCCUUGGAAACUGGUGCUUGGAACUCCUAUUUCUCUUUUUCUCCCCAUACAAAUGAAGCAGAUCUAAGCACCCCAGUGAUGUUUCAUAGAAGCCAACCCCAGCAGAUACCUGCCAAUAGCAUCACACUUGCUUCGGGCCCUGAGCCUCUCCUGGCUUCCACACUAAUCCACUAGCUGAAAAUUUAGACUGUAUCCAAAUCUCAAACACUAACAAAAUCAUCUGAUGAUUUUAUUAUUUUUUUAACACACAGCUAAUCACCUUCCAAUGAUGUAGCCGGGUGUUUAUCAGCUCCAUUUAAAGGCACUUUUUUCCCUUUAGCUCCCUUUUUAAAGAAGGUUUUAUGGUGUAACAACCCUUUCUGUCCCCGGGAGAGACCAUCAGCAGCAUUUAGGAUUGCCCAGGUCCUGGGGCUGGCGGGGACAUAGUGUUGAUAUUUUUUCCUUAUGAAAGGGACAGAAAAUACUCUUUGGUUUUUUUUUUCCUUUUUUUUUUUAAAGUGCAGUCAUGCUAUUUGAGAUUUGAGCUUGCACGAGUUAAGCCCAGCAUAUGUUUCAUUGUAAUCACACUGCCAUUGUCAGCAGCCGGAUGGUAUCUCUCUCUCUCUGUCGUUCACACACACACACACACACACACACACACACACAAACACACACAUCCCUCUUUCCUACACAAAGAACUGCAUAUAUUCUUGCCAAAGAUAUCCUUAAAAACGCACUUUCCCCCACAUAUAUAUAGAUAGAUAUAUAUUAUUUUUUUUGUGUGUGUGUAAAUUUAUUGUACGUGCCCUUUUUUGUGUCAGUUUGUUCUUUGAAGAAGCCCGUCCUGCCUUUGCUGUCGAUAUUGCUGUCUAUUGGGAAAUGCUCCCUGGGGAGGUAAUUUGCUGUCUGUCCCGCUCAGUGGCACCUGCAGUGCACAAAAUGUGGGGUUCCCAUUCAAUGGGGCUGCCUCUGGCUCUGCCCCUGGGAGCUGUUCUAGGAGAUGAUCCAUGUCAUCAGCUGGUGAUGGGAUGUACCAUUGCAUGGUCUUCACCAGUCCCUCAUCACCAGUGGAGACAGCAGGGCUCAUGGUUUUGAGCAGAGUUUGGGAUUGCUCUGAAUGCAACAUUUGCUGGCUGCCUCCUGGUGAAAUUACACAUGGAAAACAAACCAGGUAGGGGAAAAAACCCAACCCAGCCUCUGGGCAUUGAUUUUUUCAGUGAAUUCAACCGCCUGAACCAAAGCGCAAAGUAAAUCCCCACCCAGCAGGUCGGGCAGGUAAAGAAACCAGUUGUCCCAAAAACCCCAGACAACAGCAUCAACAAAAGGCAACCCUUCCCAUUGGAGCAGGCAGGAUGAUCAGACAGCAAAGGAGCCCGCAGGGGCUUGUUUCAUUUUGUUCGUUUGUUUUGCAAAUUGCGAGGUUGGUUUGGGGUUACUAUAUUUUUUUCUUUUCCUUAAAAAGGAAAAAAAAAAAGAAAGAAAAAAGGAAGCAAUAUGACGUUUCUGUUGGCGGAUCCUGUGCCGCCGUGUUAUGCGUGGGGUUUUUUUUUUGUUAUUGUUGUUGUUGUCUUUGUUACUUUGGGAAUGUUACAGAUUUAUUUGCUAAUCAGUGUUAACAAACGGUUUCAAACUUUUAGACUCGCCCAUUUCUGUGUAUUUAUAUAGAUGGAAAAAAAAUACAUUAUAUUUUGUAUCUUUAUGCCCAUAAUGUUGUCGUGCGUGUAAGGAUGGCUUCGGUCGCACCAUGUCCGUGUGUGAAUGUCACUCCGCUGUUGUCUUCCCAUUGUACAGAUGUCGGAUUCUCUGCAGUUCAUUGUAUUGCUUUAUAAAGUGGUAAAAACAACAAAAAAAAGGAACCAGUUAUAUAAAAUAUACUGUUGCUUGGAAUGCCA
Messenger RNA from Serinus canaria (Common canary), 10275 nucleotides. RefSeq names its product tensin 1 (gene TNS1). Gene Ontology annotation, molecular function: protein binding. Gene Ontology annotation, biological process: fibroblast migration. The transcript has 29 exons. The record is from RefSeq and is a predicted model, not a curated record. The coding region runs from base 663 to 5939 and encodes 1758 amino acids. Lineage: Eukaryota; Metazoa; Chordata; Aves; Passeriformes; Fringillidae.